UAUUGAUGAUGACGUGUAGCAGGAAGUUGAGCUGUAGCUAGCUUUAGCAGAGCUCUUCCUUAACGCUGCUGUUUGUUUAUUUUUACAGUCCAGUAUGAAGUCUACAGAUUUAUUAAUCMUCCGUCUGGUAAAAUACAACAUAAAAUAAAACAGACCAACUGCACAGGUGUGGUUAAUUACAGCUGUUUGAUGAAGAGCGAUGGGGAAGAGGAGGGUGCCAGAUCUGUACCGAGCCCCCUUUCCACUGUACUCCGUUAAAGUGGACCCUGCUACGGGGCUGGUGAUCACAGCCGGAGGAGGGGGUGCUUCGAAGACGGGCAUAAAGAAUGCAGUGCACUUCCUGGACCUGCAGCUGGUCGGAGAACACCAGUAUGGCGCCAGCCUUCUUCACUCUCACGAUACGGACACGCGUGCCACCAUGAACAUGGCUGUGUGUGACGAUGUCAUCGCUGCAGGGCAGGACGGGACCUGCUGCCUCAUGACCUUUAAACUCCACGGGCAGAAAGGCGGACAGGUUGCUGCCAAACAAGCAGCUAACAGCACGCAGCGAGGUAAUGCCAGGAGACGAGCUGGGAAAACGGACGGCACUGAUCCGAAUAAAGCCGCUGCUCCUAACGUGUCGGACAUGAAGGACGACACGGCUCACAUCACAGUGACGGCUCUAGCUGACGUGCAGUCGGACCUGAACCCACAGGACCCGCUCCAGAAAGUAGUCCGGUUCAGUCCUGACUCGAACCUCCUGCUGACGGGAGGUACUGACGGACACAUACGAGUGUGGGAGUAUCCAUCCCUGAAGAAGAAGUUGGACUUCAAAGCACAUGAAGGGGAAGUGGAAGACUUGGACAUGAGUGCAGGAAACAAGCACCUGGUGACGGUCGGGCGAGACUUCGCCUGCAGCGUUUGGACUGGCAACCAACUGGCAACGAGACUGAACUGGCUGGAAACUAUGCCUCAAAUUGCUGAAAAGUCUUAUCGAUAUCUGGCUUGCAGGUUUGGACGCGUCGAGGACCAAAAAGAUGCUCUGAGGCUUUACACGGUGCAGAUCCCUCAUAAACGAGACAGAAAACCUCCUCCUUGCUACCUCACCAAGUGGGAUGGUAAGAGCCUGCUGCCCAUGCUGACGUCUCCCUGUGGAGCUGAAGUUCUCUCCACUCUAGCUGUCAGCGACUCUGGGACGUUUCUCGGACUUGGAACUGUGACUGGAUCCGUAGCGAUUUACAUCGCCUUCUCCCUGCAGAGGCUGUAUUAUGUUCAGGAGUCCCACGGCAUCGUUGUGACGGACCUGGCCUUCCUUCCUGACUCCCUGAAAGGCCGAGCCCUCAYGGGGAGGAACGAGACGGCCAUGUUGAGCGUAGCUGUGGACAGUCGCUGUCAAAUACACACUGUGGCCGUCCAGAGAUAUGUCCCCAUCUGGCUCGUGCUGUUCCUCUGCGGUCUGAUGGUGGUGGCGCUGGUCCUCCUCCUGCAGCACCUCUUUCCAGGAUUUCUUUAAACUACGGGGSUCAGGCUGCUCCACUGCUGACUGACCCGAAACCAAACUCAGUCCAGACAUCUCAGUGUCCCAGUACUGCACACCAGAACCCAGUGGAACCAAUCAGAACCAGUGGGAUUUUAUUUCCUUUGAGCUUUGUUGAUGACUCACUCUAAUGUUGAAGGGCUUGGUUUAGUGACUGAUUGAUAGCUGACUACUUCUGACAUAUUUAACUAAACAAAUAUAUAUUUAAACUUGCUCUGGAAAAAAAUCAGCUUGAAUUAGAUUGUUUCUUGUUGAGGAUAAUAAAAAUAUUCAAACAUUUGUUGAAAUAACUCUAAAAUAUCUCAAUUUAUUAAGAGUCAUAAACAGAUCGGGAAGCUAGAAGAGAAACGGAUUUAAGUCUAUGGAACAAGAUUUAAUGUGUUAAAAUCAAUUUCUGACCUCUGUKACAUUUAACUUAAGACUUUUCUUAAUGUAAAAAAUGGUGACUUAAUUUUUAAAAUGAUCCCCACAUCUCUGUAUCUGUUGGAUGGAAAAACAGAAAUAAAUGGAUGAAGUUGUGGA
Molecule: messenger RNA, 2038 nt
Organism: Austrofundulus limnaeus
Lineage: Eukaryota; Metazoa; Chordata; Actinopteri; Cyprinodontiformes; Rivulidae
Gene: preb
Product: prolactin regulatory element binding
Exons: 10
Coding region: 200-1492 (430 amino acids)
Biological process (GO): endoplasmic reticulum to Golgi vesicle-mediated transport
Cellular component (GO): endoplasmic reticulum membrane
Molecular function (GO): guanyl-nucleotide exchange factor activity; protein binding
Source: RefSeq, a predicted model, not a curated record